AUGCACGCGGCAACGGCGGCGGCGGCGGCGGCGGCGGCCGCCGUCAAAAGGGAAACGCCGCGUACGUACAUACAUACGUCGUCCACGGUGUAUGAACAUCGUCGUUUGUCAAUGUUUUAAGAUGGCGGACGCGAACGAGAAGUUGUUGGCGGAACUCCUGAAAAAGCCUGGGAAUAACGUGUGCGCGGAUUGUGGGGCCAAGAAUCCGGAAUGGGCGUCUUACAACAUAGGUAUAUUCGUCUGCAAAAGAUGCGCCGGUGUGCACAGAUCUAUGGGAGCACAUAUCUCGAAGGUGAAGCACUUGAAGUUGGAUAGGUGGGAGGACUCUCAGGUGAAUAGAAUGAGGGAAGUGGGUAACGCCGCGGCUAGACUGCACUACGAAGAGCGCGUACCCUCGUGCUAUCGUAGACCAAGCCCAGAUGCCCCGCAAGUUUUGGUCGAACAGUGGAUAAGAGCAAAAUAUGAGAGGGAGGAAUUUUGCCAUCCCGAAAGACAGAAUCACUAUGUGUCAGGUUUUAUGGAAGGAUUCCUGAUGAAGCGCGGCAAGGAGGACUCGCGUUAUCAUCCGCGAAAAUUCGUGCUCAGCGAGGCGGAGGAUACCCUCAAGUAUCACGUUAAAGAGAACAAGGAACCCAAAGCCAUCUUGAGGAUAUCAGAGUUAAACGUGGCAUUUGUACCGACCAAGACUGGUAAUCAAAACAGUCUUCAGCUAUCCUUCAUGAAAGACGGCACCACGAGACAUAUCUAUGUGUACCACGAAGAUCCGGAAGUGAUCACAAAUUGGUAUCUCGCGAUCAGAUGCGCAAAGUUGCACCGUCUGCAAGUGGCGUAUCCAGGCGCGAAUGAGAACGAAUUGUUGUCACAGCUAACGAGGGACUUUCCACGCGAGGGUUUCCUGUGGAAAACAGGCCCUAGGCAUACAGAUGCUUAUAAGAAGAGAUGGUUCACAUUGGAUGGCAGAAAACUUAUGUAUCACGAUGAUCCCAUGGACGCGCAUCCAAAGGGUGAAAUUUUCUUAGGACACGGUUCCGAGGGUUUCGCGGUGAAAACGGGCGUACCGCCAGGCGCGAGGGACCAAGGAUUCUCGUUCACUCUCGAGACACCCGAUAGGACCUAUUUGCUCUCUGCGCAAAGCGACGACGACAGGUCGCAGUGGAUCAAUGUGAUCCAAAAAGUAAUUGAUAAGCCACUAACGCCACAGGAUGCGAGCGUAGCGGCGAGACUCGUAAGAAAACGCACAGCCAGUGGCUCGAUGAAUAUAUUUUCGUCUACGAGAUAGGGCUGGAUUCCUCUUAGACGUCUUUCUUAAUUCUCGUUCACCGGUAAUAUCGUACGAUCGAAUCGUAUAUUGUCGAUGAUUAUAUAUGUGUAUAUAUAUAUGUGUGUGUGUGUGUGUGUGCGUGUGUGUGUGUGUGUGUGUGUGUGUGUGUGUGUAUGUAUGUAUGUAUAUAUGUACAUAUAUAGAGAGAAAAAUAUAUGACUCAGCACACACGUGCGUGAUGCUCACGGCUAUACCUAGGGCUAUUAUUUACUCACCCAAGUACUAUUGCCGUUGAGUCAUAUAUUUGCUCACAUACCUGCGCACGGUAAUGUAGCUUACGUAGAAUAACGCAUAAGACUGCUCGAAGAUUGUUGAUGCGGAUGAAAAAACAAAAGUGGAAACUGCAAGCACACCCGCGCUCCUCAAUGACAUGAUUUUGCGUUACGAAGAUGCUUGUGUGUGUCACUUUACUGUCUAAAUCGUGUCUUUAGGCAGUAUUGUAACAAUAUUAUAUAAGGGAUUUUUACUUAGAAAUAACGUUGACAGCGCGAUAGAGCAUUGUCUCUGACAAUGUAAUGUUCGGAGCGCCGACCGAGGAAACUCUAUUCCAGAAAAUUAAUUUAAUCUAUCGACGAAACGAUCUAUCGAACUAGCUAGGCUGGUUUAGAAUAGAUAACUUUUCAAAGAUUAUCUGUCAAUGAUAAUUUGCAGUAUUUUGUUCUUCUAUUCUUUUUCAUUUUUUCUCUCUCUCUCUCUCUCCCCCCCCCUUCUCUCUUUUUCUUAGCCUCAGUUGAUUCAUUGAAACUUCCACGAUCGAUGUAAGAACGCAAAAGUGAUAGCGACACACUGU
This is a messenger RNA of Harpegnathos saltator (Jerdon's jumping ant), 2111 nucleotides long. Its product is annotated as arf-GAP with dual PH domain-containing protein 1. Lineage: Eukaryota; Metazoa; Arthropoda; Insecta; Hymenoptera; Formicidae. The transcript is spliced from 6 exons. Gene Ontology annotation, cellular component: intracellular membrane-bounded organelle; cytoplasm; plasma membrane. Gene Ontology annotation, molecular function: GTPase activator activity; phosphatidylinositol-3,4,5-trisphosphate binding; phosphatidylinositol bisphosphate binding. Gene Ontology annotation, biological process: positive regulation of GTPase activity. The record is from RefSeq and is a predicted model, not a curated record. Bases 92 to 1279 code for a protein of 395 amino acids.